UUAUAUUAAAUCUUUAUGAAAAACUUCCUAAUUUACUUGGAAUUCGAGAUAUUUCUAUUAAAGAGAGUUAUGAAUUAAUUAAAUAUGAAGAUGAAAAUACUGGUUAUCUUGAUAUUGCACCUGAAGGGCCAGAUUCUGAAGCAUUCAAGCUUGCCAAAGAAAGAUUAAUUGAUUAUAUGUGGUAUGAAAAUCAUAGUCCAGAAGGAAUGAUGAUGAGUGGUACAAAUGGUACUCAAGUUUGGGACACUGCGCUUGCAGUCCUUGCCGUAAUUGAAGCAGAUGAUCCUUCAAAUCACCAAUCAAUGAUACAUGCGCUCGAAUUUUUAAAUAAUGCACAAAUAAAAAAGAAUCCCAAAGAUAAUAAAAGAUGUUAUCGUGAGAACACAUUAGGUGCUUGGGGUUUUAGUACUCGUGAACAGGGAUAUAAUGUUUCAGAUUGUGCUAGUUUAGGUAUCAAAGCUGUACUUGAACGAUUUUGUCAGACCAUUGAUAUAUUAUUAUCUAUGCAAAAUACUGAUGGAGGAUUUGCUAGUUAUGAGCGUACUAGAGGUCUAAAAAUUCUUGAAUGGUUAAAUCCUGCAGAAGUUUUUGGAAAUAUUAUGAUUGAAUAUAGUUAUCCAGAAUGUACAUCUUGUGUUUUAACAGCUCUAAAUACUUUCCAGAAAUGGUAUCCUGAUUAUAGAGCUGAUGAAAUUAAGCAAAUUACCAAAAAAGCAAUUGCAUACUUACAUAAUUCUCAAGAUGAAAAUGGAGGCUGGUAUGGUUCUUGGGCUAUUUGUUAUACAUAUGCUGCCAUGUUUACUAUUCAAUGUCUUGAAAGAUGCGACUUCUUGAUUUCUAAACAAAUGGAUGAUGGUGGUUGGGGUGAAUCCUAUAAGUCAUGUGAAGAAAUGGCUUAUAUACACCAUGAAAACUCACAAGUUGUAAAUACUGCUUGGGCAUUGCUUGCUUUAAUGGCAGGUAAAUAUCCAAAUGAGGAACCAAUUCGACGUGGUAUUCAGCUUAUCGCAUCGCGACAAUUGCCAACAGGUGAAUGGAAGCAGGAGGCUAUAGAAGGAGUAUUUAACAAGAAUUGUGCAAUUAGUUAUCCAAAUUAUAAAUUUAUUUUUACAAUUUGGGCAUUAGGCAAAUAUGCCAAAAUUUACAAUAAUCCUUUAAUUUUCUAG
Racocetra fulgida is the source of this 1166-nucleotide messenger RNA. NCBI's taxonomy places the organism in Eukaryota, Fungi, Glomeromycota, Glomeromycetes, Diversisporales, Gigasporaceae. The record is from the annotation of a GenBank genome assembly.